This is a messenger RNA of Rhododendron vialii, 2420 nucleotides long. RefSeq names its product zinc finger protein GAI-ASSOCIATED FACTOR 1-like. NCBI's taxonomy places the organism in Eukaryota, Viridiplantae, Streptophyta, Magnoliopsida, Ericales, Ericaceae. The transcript has 3 exons. Bases 192 to 1913 code for a protein of 573 amino acids. Gene Ontology annotation, molecular function: DNA-binding transcription factor activity. Gene Ontology annotation, cellular component: nucleus. The record is from RefSeq and is a predicted model, not a curated record.
GUUGUGUUCUUCUUCACCAGAAAUAGAGGAGUAUUCCCUGGGUCUUUUGUCCUCCUCUAGUGAGUGCAGAUUCCUGCUUUUGUGUGUUCACCAAAAUACCAGAGAGAGAGAGAGAGAGAGAGAGAGAGAGAGAGAGAACCAGUUAGUGAGAAAAAGGAGAUAAAAGACAAACUUGGAUCUAGUUAUUUCUAAUGUCAAGUAUUAUGUCAGGUGAAGUAGACGAUCAUGGGAGCUUCUUCUCUUCAGAUAAUAAUAAUAAUUAUCCUGGGGAAGAAGAAGGAGAAGAAGAAGAAAAACUCCAAAAGCUUCCAGAAAAGCAGCUUGUACAAAAGCGUGUCGGCGGCUCGAGUUCACGGCCUAAAUCCACUAAUGGCAAUGGAUCAACCACUCAGCCGCAACCUGCAGCUAAAAAGAAAAGAAAUCUACCCGGAAAUCCAGAUCCGACUGCAGAAGUUAUUGUUCUAUCACCAACAACCCUAAUGGCAACUAACCGAUUCGUGUGUGAGAUUUGCAACAAAGGGUUCCAAAGGGACCAAAACCUGCAACUACACCGAAGAGGACACAAUCUACCGUGGAAACUGAGGCAAAGAACAACCACUGAGGUGAGAAAAAGGGUGUACAUAUGCCCAGAGCCGUCGUGCAUCCACCACAACCCCACUCGAGCUCUGGGAGAUCUAACCGGCAUCAAGAAACAUUUUAGUCGAAAACACGGUGAGAAGAAAUGGAAAUGCGACAAGUGCUCGAAGAAAUACGCGGUGCAAUCGGAUUGGAAAGCUCAUCAGAAAACUUGUGGCACUCGAGAGUAUAGAUGUGACUGUGGAACCAUCUUCUCCAGGAGAGACAGCUUUAUCACCCACAGAGCAUUCUGUGAUGCACUAGCUGAAGAAAACAACAAAGCAAACCAACGAGGAGGGCUAGCUCCCAACAUGGGCUCAAACAUACAAGCCCAAUUUCCUGACCAGCUCAUGUCGCCUGUGCCCAUAACCACCAACAGCCCAAUGGGCUUUUUGGACUUCAACACCAACUACGAUUCCAAAACCCCACUCAAAUCCCUCCCUCAGGAGCUCUUACCGGUGCCGUUUAAGCCCACGAACAUGGUCGGCGACAUGUUCUCGACCACUUCGGGCUCCCUGUUCGGCGGCCCAAGAGGCAUUAUCAACUCUUCAACUUCCUCUGGCCUUCAGCAGAUCAGUCCAAACAACUCACCAUCAGGCUUCAACUACGAUAGCAAGAACGGGAGCCCACUUUCUAGUGGGUCGGCCCACAUGUCCGCAACGGCCCUUUUGCAAAAAGCGGCCCAAAUGGGUGCAACGGCGAGCAAUAGCAAUAUCAACUCGCCCAGGAUCCAAAAGAACUUUAUUAAUAGUGGGUCAUCAUCUUAUGGUGCAAUGGAGCAUCAUAACAACAGCUCGUUUGAUCAACUCUUCCAAAAUCAUCAGUCAAAUUUGAUCGGAAUCAAUGGUGGAGGGUUCAUCAAUCCAUUGUUGCAAAAGGGCCCGCAAGAAAUGUCCCAUUUUUUCAGCACGGGAACCGAUGGGAAUGAGAUGGACUUGUUUGGGGGAAUGUUGGUGGGUGGUCAUCCACAAUCUCAAGGGUUAUUUAUGAAAAAUCCAGAGCAAGAGGAUAAUGAUAGCUCUAGUCUGAGUCAGGGGAGGGCUCCGGUCAGCCGGAAUGUGAUUGCGCGAUCGACAUUCGGAGGGAGUGGCAACGGCGAUAACGUGACCACGGUUGAUUUUAUGGGUGUUGGAGGGUCAAGUAGACCUCCGAAUUCGCAUCAACAACAACAACAAAAGUCAUUGGAAUUGGAGGCAUUAAUGGGUAGUCAACAGAGAAUGCAAAUAAUGAAUAGUCAAUUCGAUGAAGAGCUCUUUGAAGGGGAACUAGCCAUGGAAAAGCCCAUAUGGGAUGCUUAAUUGAUCAGAGUAGGGUGGUUCGGUUCAAUUGUACGACUUGUCGUUAGCAUUCUGAGAUGUGGGUUCAAGUCACAAAAGCAGUCUCUCCAAAACUGAUGUAGGCACUAUACGUGUUGUCCUUGAUCCCGUUUUAGGGGAAGGCUCGUGUAUUGAGUUGCCUUCUUUUUCUAGCCUUUUCCUUUUGGGGGGGGUUCUUGUAGAUCAGUAGCAUUGCUGCAAAUUAAAAAGUGAGAAUGUAAAGACUAGACACAACAUGUUGUACGCAUUAUACAGUGCAUCAAUGGGCAUCCGUAGGCUCGGCACCAAGUAGCUAUUCUCAGGCUUCGGCCUUGCUUUAUGUCAAUGAUGAAGCAGGCCUUUGUGCAAGAUCCAAUUAGAGUUUGGUUUCUAUAAUCCUUGGUUAGCAAUUGCCUGAUGUCUUAAUUGCACAAGGAUCUUGCGAAGGUAAAAAACAUUGUUUCUACUUUACUUCGGUUCUAUGUGUAAAGGAAGAAUGGUUUUUUGAUA